Acanthisitta chloris (rifleman) is the source of this 3709-nucleotide messenger RNA. RefSeq names its product myotubularin related protein 3 (gene MTMR3). The transcript is spliced from 20 exons. Gene Ontology annotation, biological process: dephosphorylation; regulation of autophagy. NCBI's taxonomy places the organism in Eukaryota, Metazoa, Chordata, Aves, Passeriformes, Acanthisittidae. The annotation marks the transcript as partial. Gene Ontology annotation, molecular function: protein phosphatase binding; metal ion binding; phosphatidylinositol-3-phosphate phosphatase activity. The record is from RefSeq and is a predicted model, not a curated record.
AUUUCGAGAAGAGCCUCAAAGUAUUGUGAGUGCAGACGAGGAUUCCUCCUCCCAUCCAGGGCCUGUCAUGGAUGAAGAGACUCAGCACAGCCUUGAAUGCAUCCAGGCUAAUCAGAUUUUUCCCAGGAAGCAGCUGAUCCGGGAGGAUGAGAACCUUCAGGUGCCAUUCAUCGAGCUGCACGGGGAGAGCACAGAGUACGUGGGCCGGGCAGAGGAUGCCAUCAUUGCUCUCUCCAACUACAGACUGCACAUCAAGUUCAAGGAGUCUGUUGUGAAUGUUCCCUUGCAGCUGAUAGAAAGUGUGGAGUGCCGUGAUAUAUUUCAGCUUCAUUUGACUUGCAAAGACUGCAAGGUGAUAAGGUGUCAGUUCUCUACCUUUGAGCAGUGCCAGGACUGGCUGAAGCGACUGAACAAUGCCAUCCGCCCUCCCUCCAAGAUAGAGGACCUGUUCUCCUUUGCCUACCACGCCUGGUGCAUGGAGGUAUAUGCCAGUGAGAAGGAGCAGCACGGGGACCUGUGUCGGCCAGGAGAACAUGUGACUUCAAGGUUCAAGAACGAGGUGGAGCGGAUGGGCUUUGACAUGAACAAUGCCUGGAGGAUUUCCAACAUCAAUGAGAAGUACAAGCUCUGUGGCAGUUACCCCCAGGAGAUCAUAGUCCCUGCCUGGAUCACGGAUAAGGAGCUGGAGAGUGUGGCAAGCUUUCGGUCCUGGAAGCGUAUCCCUGCUGUGGUGUACAGGCACCAGAGCAAUGGAGCAGUGAUCUCCCGCUGUGGCCAGCCCGAGGUCAGCUGGUGGGGCUGGAGGAAUGCAGAUGAUGAACAUCUUGUCCAGUCUGUAGCCAAAGCCUGUGCCUCAGACUCGAGGUCCAACAGUAACAAGUUAAUGAAUGGGAAUUGUUCCAGAGAUUUCUCCAAUGGAGGGGACCUCUCUGAUGCGGAAUUUGACUCCUCCAUCUCCAAUGCCUCAGGAGCAGAGAGUUUGGCAAUUCAACCUCAGAAGCUUUUGAUCUUGGAUGCACGAUCUUACGCAGCUGCUGUGGCCAACAGAGCCAAAGGUGGAGGCUGUGAGUGCCCAGCAACAGUGAGUAUUACCUGUGAAGUUGUGUUCAUGGGGAUGGCAAACAUCCAUUCCAUCCGGAAGAGCUUCCAGUCGCUGCGUCUGCUCUGCACACAAAUGCCAGAUCCAGGAAAUUGGUUGUCAGCUCUGGAGAGCACCAAGUGGCUGCAGCACCUGUCAGUGCUCCUGAAAUCUGCUCUGCUGGUGGUUCACGCCGUGGACCGGGACCAGCGGCCGGUGCUGGUGCACUGCUCCGAUGGCUGGGACCGCACCCCCCAGAUCGUGGCCCUGGCCAAGCUGCUGCUAGACCCCUACUACAGGACCACAGAGGGUUUCCAGGUGCUAGUGGAGACAGAGUGGCUGGAUUUUGGCCACAAGUUUGCAGAUCGCUGUGGCCAUGGCGAGAACUCAGACGACCUCAACGAGCGCUGCCCCGUGUUUCUGCAGUGGCUGGACUGUGUCCAUCAGCUCCAGAGGCAGUUCCCCUGCUCUUUUGAGUUUAAUGAAGCAUUCCUUGUGAAAUUGGUGCAGCACACCUACUCCUGCCUCUUUGGAACAUUCCUGUGCAACAAUGCGAAAGAGAGAGGAGAGAAACACACUCAGGAACGGACCUGCUCCGUCUGGUCUUUGCUGCGGGCAGCAAACAAAGCCUUCAAAAACCUGCUCUACUCCUCCCAAUCGGAAUCUGUGCUGUAUCCAGUGUGCCAUGUGCGGAACUUAAUGCUCUGGAGUGCUGUUUACCUGCCCUGCUCCUCCCCCUCCACGCCUGCCGACGACACCUGUGCCCCAUACCCUGUGCCAGGCUCUAGCCCUGAAGAUCAGCCUCUGGGCAGGUUACCAAAGACAAGAUCCUUCGACAAUCUGACGACAGCCUGUGACAGCAGUGUGCCUACAGCCAAUCGCCGCAGCAGCGACCCCAGCCUCAACGAGAAGUGGCAGGAGCACCGGCGCUCCCUGGAGCUGAGCAGCCUGGGCCCCCCCGGGGACGACCCCUUCGAGGGGGACAGCCUGAGCAGGCAGGGCAGGGCCCCCCUGGGGGCAGAGCUCUCUGUGGCUGCUGGGGUGGCAGAGGGACAGAUGGAGAACAUUCUGCAGGAGGCCACUAAAGAUGAUGUUGGGCUGGAGGAGCACUUAAGGGGUGGCCCUGAGACAGCAGGGAAAGGAGAUGAGGUUGCUCUGGAUAAGGAGAAGAGAGCUGACAGUCUGUGUGGGUAUGUCGGUGACCUCGGUGAAAAGGCUGAGGCGGAUACAGGUAUCGUAAGGAACAAUCCCACAUCCAAUCCACACACAGUUUCACAAGGUGCUUCUGAGCUCAAAGGACAACAGGAUGAGCACAGCAAUCCCAGCAAUGCUCUCCAGAAAGUACCUCAGGUGAGAGAACUGCAGAGUGUCCCUUCGGAGGGCUCCGGAAACAGAGAUGCGCAGAACAACGCGGAGGAGGAAGGUGUUGGGAAAUACGAAGGAGAAGCAGAGAGCCCGUCCAGCACGGGGGAGGAUGGCAUUGCCUUUCCUCUGACAGCCCUGCCGGAGCCAAGGACAUCCAACAUGGAGAGUUCCACAGAAACCUUAAUGGAGAUGGAAGCAAAGCCCGAGCUCACGCCUAAGAGCCCGUGCCACAGACCUCACCCCUUCGACAACAGCGCUGACGAGUUGUCCCGGACUCCGGAGAACAGGCCGGAGGGGGAGGGCAUGAUAGAGCUCCAAAAACUGGGAACAAGAGUGCAUAGGACUUACGGUAGCAGCAGCACCACACACCUCCCGAUGCCUUCCCCUUGUGCCUUGCCUUUAGCAGAGCGUAAAGAUGAGGUGGUGUGUAACGGGGAGCCGGAGCCGGAGAACAAGCUGUCCGAGCCGCCCGUGGGGCUCCUCCCCACGAAACCCUCCGCGGCGAACGGGCACUGCCUCAACGGGGAGGACGGGCGGGCCAAGGCCGCGCUCAGCCGGCAGGUCUCUGCCGCCAGCUGCAGCUCUGCGCAGCUACACUUGAGGAACUUGCACCAAAAAUGGAUGUUCAGCCAUCUGGGCAAGCAGCAGACGGGUGGCAGCCCGGAUCAGCCCGCCCGCAGCCACCUGGACGAUGACGGGAUGCCUGUGUACACCGAUGUCAUCCAGCAGCGCCUGCGCCAGAUCGAGACUGGCCACCAGCAGGAGGUGGAGACCCUGAAGAAGCAAGUGCAGGAGCUGAAGAGCCGCUUGGAGAGCCAAUUCCUCAACAGCUCCCUGCGCCUCAACGGGGACUACGGCGACGAAGUGACGUCUAUCCCCGACUCGGAAAGCAAUCUGGAUCAGAACUGCUUGUCUCGCUGCAGCACAGAGAUUUUCUCUGAAGCCAGCUGGGAACAGGUGGAUAAACAGGACACAGAGGUGACACGGUGGCUCCCGGAUCACCUGGCCGCGCACUGCUACGGCUGCGACAGCACCUUCUGGCUCGCCAGUCGCAAGCACCACUGCAGGGACACUGACCGAGUUGAUCAGCUCUGGAAUUGCGGCAAUGUGUUCUGCUCCAGUUGCUGUAACCAGAAGGUGCCCGUGCCCAGCCAGCAGCUCUUUGAGCCCAGCAGGGUCUGCAAGUCCUGCUACAGCAGCCUGCAUCCCAGCAGCUCCAGCCUGGACCUCGAACUGGACAAACCCAUCACUGCCACGUCCAACUGA